AUGAGCGUUCCAGCUCAAGGCGCCCCAACAUGGGCCGAUAUUGAAGAAGCUACUCGAAGUGACGCUGGCUCGCCAUCAGCAACCCUAGUCGACUCUCCCGCAUGGCACUACGACGACACCAUCGUCACCGAUUUCGGCCCUUCUGCACUCGAUGACGAAGUAGAAAUCAUCGAAUGUUCCGACUGCUCCAAACCGAUCCUCAAAGAUGCUCUCUCCUAUCACCAGCAGAACUGCAAACUUGCACGUGAUAUCGCAUCCGGUCGAGUCUCACCCUCUGUCCUCGAAGGCGACCUAAAGAAACGUCGAAUGAUGGAAGACGACGAUGAAAGUCUCCUCGGCGACGAAGCCUCCGGUACGCCCAUGACAAAGAAGCAGAAGAAAGAAGCCCGACUGGCAGAAGAAAAGAAGAAGGGCGGAAGGAAGAAUAAAGGCCCAAUCGAUGUGGAUAGGCAAUGUGGUGUGAUCAACGAUAAGGGUUUGCCUUGUUCGAGAUCCUUGACUUGCAAAUCUCAUUCGAUGGGAGCGAAGAGAGCGGUUAAAGGAAGAUCUGCGCCGUACGACACGUUGUUGUUCGAGUGGCAGAAAGCGACAAAUCCAAGUUUUGUGGCUAAGUUGGAAGAGAAGGAGAAAGCGAUUGCUGCUGCUAAAGCGGCUGCUGCUGCUGCUCCGCCCAAGGAGAAAAAGAAGAAGAGUGUCAAAGAUGGCAAGUCCAAAUCUGGGGUAGGAGGGGGAAGUGGUGGUGUGGGCUCGGGGGGAGGAAGCGGAGGAGGUGCAGGAGGUGCAGGAGGUGCAGGAGGUGCCGGAGGUGGAGUAUUCAUUGAAGAUGAUGAUAUGGACAUGUUCGAUGCGGGUGCGGACGAGGAUCAGAUGGAUCAGGAGUUGAUCAGUGUUUUGGGAUCUAUUGCGAAUGCUGCUGCGAGGGAUCGGACCACUCCUUUGCCUUUGGCUACGAGGUCGUUCGCUGGAUCAUAUACGAGUCGAGCGAAGAGAAUGAGGAAUCUGCGAGAGCUGUUGAGGGAGGGUUUGGCGCCGGGAGGUGGUGUGUAUGGAAUUAAUGGGUAUGCUACUUGGAGUCAUCACAAGCCGGGCAACUAUCCGCCGGGAGGUGACAGCGGCUCGAAGAAGGGUGUUGCUACUGGAGCAUGA
Ustilago hordei is the source of this 1146-nucleotide messenger RNA. RefSeq lists its product as uncharacterized. Gene Ontology annotation, cellular component: SAGA complex. The coding region runs from base 1 to 1146 and encodes 381 amino acids. The record is from RefSeq and is a predicted model, not a curated record. The transcript has 2 exons. Gene Ontology annotation, biological process: regulatory ncRNA-mediated heterochromatin formation; RITS complex assembly; regulation of transcription by RNA polymerase II. NCBI's taxonomy places the organism in Eukaryota, Fungi, Basidiomycota, Ustilaginomycetes, Ustilaginales, Ustilaginaceae.